Messenger RNA from Macrosiphum euphorbiae (potato aphid), 387 nucleotides. NCBI's taxonomy places the organism in Eukaryota, Metazoa, Arthropoda, Insecta, Hemiptera, Aphididae. The record is from the annotation of a GenBank genome assembly.
AUGACAAAUCCGACAUUAAUAUUGUUUCAGUAUUAUUGUGUACCUAAUUCAAAUACGUUUGACUCGUUUUCAACUUAUUUUACCAUCCUGAGUUUAGUGUAUGUAAACAAUGAAAAAAAUAAAAGAAUGUUAGAAUAUAUAGGAUUUUUACAUACACAAGAAAAAAUUUGUAAUGAAAAAGUGUAUUGGAAAUGCUCCGAAAGUAAAAAACUGAAAUGCAAAGGUCGAGUUCAUGUUGUUAACGAAAAUAUCGUGAAGUUCAUCGAACAUAAUAAUCAUGUACCAAAUGCAUCAAAAGUUGAGGUUAAGAAGGCUAUAUCACAUUUAAAGGAGAUUUCAUCCCAAUAUACACUUAGUACUCAUGCUGUUAUUGGAGAAAUGUCAUGA